AUGAAGCCGGUCAACACAUCUGGUCUCCAGUGCGUCCUCGGGCCGUGUACAUGGCACCCACCUUACGUUGUGUCCCCGGUUCGCCAGCACAGCCCAGUGCGGCUAAUUUCACCUCGCAGCACUGGCCUGGCUACGGAGAUUAAACCAGUACUCGAUGCGGUACCACGUACCAGGCCUAACUGUGUGCCUCAGCAGAUACAAAAACAAACACAUGUAACCGUCUCUUGUCUCUGUGCAGUUGUUGGGGUAGCAAAGGAGAUUGACUGGUAUUCGCCGAGCGGGGAGAAGAUAGAGCCCAACAAACCAGAGAUCACCGUAACCCGAAACGACGAGUCCUCGUCCACCCUCACGCUCUACAAGGCCGGGGUGGACAGUGCUGGYACCUACAAGUGUCUGGCCACCAACGGAGACCAGUCAGCAGAAGCCACCGUCAACGUCAAGUUCUACCAAAGGAUCAUCUUCAAGAACGCSCCCUCCCCCCAYGAGUUCAAUGAAGGGGACAACGCCAACAUCAUCUGUGACGUCAUCAGCUCCCCUCCCCCCACCAUCAUCUGGAAACACAAAGGAGCGAAGAUUCAGAUGGAGAAGGAUGAAAUCCCAUUUGAAGGAAUCAGGAUUCCCUGCUUUGUGGAAAACCUGGCCAGUGUUCUUCUGGAGUCAGGAGACAAGUACAGCUUUAAUGAGGACGGUUCAGAGAUGACCAUCAUGGAGGUGGCCAAGCUGGAUGAGGGAGAGUACACCUGCAUCGCUAAGAACAAGGCUGGGGAGAGCGAACAGGAAGUCAGCCUUAGAGUGUUUGUGAAACCUAAGAUCACCUUCCUGCUGAACCAGAGCACGUCUGAGAUGGAGGAGCAGGUGACUCUGACCUGUGAGGCUUCAGGGGACCCCACCCCCACCAUCAACUGGAGCUUUGGCCUGCGCCCCUUCACUGAGGGAGAGCAGGUGAGUUGUCUGUGUUCUAUGAAACCAUUGUGUAGAAAACAGAGAUAUUUUCAUUUUCUAACAGUAUGUCCACAUGCAUUCAGCUGUCUAACUGUGGUGCUGUAUGUUCCUAGUGAGUCAUGCUGUGUCUGUACUGUAGAUAUAGACGGGGAGUCUGCCCUCUCCACGGGCAUCAUGGCAGGGAUCCUCAUCUUGGCCUUCGUCCUGCUGCUCCUGGCUGUGGACGUCACCUGCUACUUCACAAACAAGUGUGGCCUCAUCAUGUGUCUGUGUGGCAAGCCAGGCAGCGGGGCCAAGGGACACAACCUAGAACAGGGCAAGGCCGCAUUCAUAAAGGACGAGUCCAAAGAGCCGAUAGUGGAAGUGAGGACAGAGGAUGAGUGCACAGCCAAUCACAAUGCAGGAGGACCCACAGAACCCAAUGAGACCACACCCCUUACAGAGCCAGAGCUGGCCGCUCACACUGCUGCCCUGGCUCUGGACACCCUCUCGUCUGUAGCCACCAUCUCUGACACAGCCAACACAACCUAUGACCCCACCCAGGACAGCCCCUCUAGUGAGAGCACCGCUCUCAACUGUAGCCUGUCUGCCCUCGCUACUGACCCCCUGCCUGCCCCCGCCCCGGCACCCACCCCAGAGUCCAACACAGCCCCCCCAACCCCCUUCAUCUCCACCUCUGACAUUACAGCUAGAGUAGCCCCCCUGUUAGACCUUCUAGGAGACAGCUCUCCUAGAGCAGAGGACAAAAUGUCUGCCACUGCUGUUAGUGCCACAGAUAGCCCUAAAUCUCCUAAAAAGUCCCCUAUUCCAAUACCACCUAGACGUCGAAACUCUAACAGACCUGCUCCUUCUCCUCCCACUCCCAAGAGCCCCACACCUACCCACUCCACCACCGUGGCCCCCAGGAAAUCUGCCCCAGACAGUCCCUCUCUUGCCCCCUCCACUGCCUCUCCUACCCAAAACACCAGGAAAGCUGCUCCUAUUGCCCCAGACAGCCCCUCUCCUGCUCCUACGGCAUUCACUUUCCCAGCCUCUGACACCUCCACCGAUAAACCUGCACCUACUGCCACCGGCACUGUUACCCCUGUCCCUGGUACCCCUACUGUCCUGGGCGCUAGUACACCAGCCCCUGACCCUGACAAACCAAACUCUACUACCAAAGACACUCACACUCCUGCCCCUAAUAUAGACCCCACUACCACUCCCACAUCUGGCCCUAAUAUAGACCCCACUACCACUCCCACAUCUGUCUCUAGUGCUCAUACUACUGCCUUCAAUGCUGAUGUAACUGCUGCUAUCGUACAUGAGAACACAACCAAAUCUGCCCUUGUUUUCCCAGACAUUCUCAUUCCUACUCCUGCUCCCACAAGUGCCCCCACACCUGCCCCUAAUGCUCCCACUGCUCCGAGCUUUGCCACACCUGCUGCCCCCACGGUCACUAUCACACCUGCCUCUACUACCUACGACACCCCAACACCCACUCUGACCCCCCACAUACCCAUCACCACAGAGCCCCAAGCCCCAGAGAUAGAGUUUGAGUUGACCAAUGGGGUGGCGACUAAGAGCCCCUCCCUGCCAGCAGGGCCCACUAGGUUUCAGAGUAGUCCCACUCCCUCCCCUGCCCCUGUCCCUUCCUCCUCCUCCUUCCAGGCUAACGGAGACGGGUUCGGGGCAGACCUCCAGGCCUCAGGCCCUCCUGCUCUGGAGGAGUUAGACAGUCUGGCCAAGGCUGCUCCACUCAACGACGAGAAGAUAUUUGGAGGUGAGAAGAGUAAAGCGGAGGAGGUGAAGACAGCCCUGUCAGAGGUGACCACAGAACACAACAAUGUCACACAGACAAACGCCAGCGACAGCAAAGCAUGAUUGGGCAGCCUCAGCCCAUCCAAGAUGGCGGCGGCAGCAACACUCAUUACAGUCUGCAGCAGUUUUUCUUUCCAGUGCCCUUACUGCAUUUCCAGAACAACAACAUGUGUCUGUGCAAUAGAGUUCAUUAGAGCACGAUCUGAUUGUGCAAACAUUUUUAUUCUCACGUAUGAUUUGUUUCGCUACACAAAUGAAUACCAUUUGAGUGAUUUCAAGUGGUAUAGGAGACAAAAUUCUAGUUUUUACAACUACUCAGAGUUCUAAUUGUUUUCAGUGCGGAUAAACAAUGGAUUAUUCAGGAACAUAACACUGAAUGUACAAAACAUUAGGAAUAUCUUCCUAAUAUUGAGUUACACCCCCCUUUGCCCUCAGAAUAGCCUCAA
This is a messenger RNA of Salvelinus sp. IW2-2015, 3188 nucleotides long. NCBI's taxonomy places the organism in Eukaryota, Metazoa, Chordata, Actinopteri, Salmoniformes, Salmonidae. The record is from RefSeq and is a predicted model, not a curated record.